AUGCUGUUGGCGACGUUCAAGCUGUGUGCUGGGAGUUCCUACAGACACGUGCGCAACAUGAAGGGACUGAGGCAGCAGGCGGUGCUGGCCAUCAGCCAAGAGCUGAACCGCAGGGCCCUGGGGGGCCCGACCCCCAGUGCGUGGAUUAACCAGGUUCGCCGUCGGAGCUCUCUACUUGGUUCGCGGCUGGAAGAGACCCUGUACAGUGACCAGGAGCUGGCCUACAUCAAACAGGGAGAGGAGGCCAUGCAGAAAGCCCUGGGCAUCCUCAGUAGCCAGGACGGCUGGAAGGAGGAGAACCAGCAGGCAAACGGGGACAAAGUGCUGAGCAAAGUGGUGCCGGAGGUGGGCAAGGUGUUCCGACUGGAAGUGGUGUUGGAUCAGCCCAUGGACAGGCUGUACGAAGAGCUGGUGGAGCGCAUGGAGGCCAUGGGGGAGUGGAACCCCACUGUUAAGGAAGUGAAGGUCCUGCAGAAGAUUGGGAGAGACACGGUCAUCACCCAUGAGCUGGCUGCGGAGGCAGCAGGAAACCUCGUGGGUCCCCGGGACUUCGUGAGCGUGCGCUGUACCAAGCGCCGGGGCUCCACCUGCGUGUUGGCUGGUAUGGCCACCCACUUCGGGGAGAUGCCGGAGCAGAAAGGUGUCAUCAGGGCUGAACACGGGCCCACCUGCAUGGUGCUUCACCCGCUGGCUGGAAAUCCCUUACAGACCAAACUCACCUGGCUGCUCAGUAUCGACCUCAAGGGGUGGCUGCCGAAGACCAUCAUCAACCAGGUCCUGUCUCAGACGCAGGUGGACUUCGCCAACCACCUGCGCAAGCGUCUCGCGUCCAGCUCGGCCUGAGGCAGGGGUGGAAGGCCACCUGCCGCUCCC
Messenger RNA from Ochotona curzoniae (black-lipped pika), 873 nucleotides. It is a transcript of the gene STAR, whose product is annotated as steroidogenic acute regulatory protein. The transcript is spliced from 7 exons. The coding region runs from base 1 to 843 and encodes 280 amino acids. Gene Ontology annotation, biological process: intracellular cholesterol transport; regulation of steroid biosynthetic process; steroid biosynthetic process. Gene Ontology annotation, cellular component: mitochondrial intermembrane space; mitochondrion. The record is from RefSeq and is a predicted model, not a curated record. Lineage: Eukaryota; Metazoa; Chordata; Mammalia; Lagomorpha; Ochotonidae. Gene Ontology annotation, molecular function: cholesterol transfer activity; cholesterol binding.